AUGGAUCAUUGGGGAAACUCUCAUCGAGAGGAUGUUGCUCAACAUCAAGCGUUACCUCCUCAUGUAAAACCGAAAAAUGAGGCCAUUACACGAACUCAACAACCCAUAGUAACUGGUACUUCCGUGAUUGCCCUGAAGUAUAAGGACGGCGUGAUGUUGGCUGCAGACAAUUUGGCAUCCUACGGUUCGCUGGCCCGUUUUAGGGAUAUUGAGCGUAUUCACCCCGUAGGAGACUUCACGGUAAUAGGCGCAUCAGGAGAUAUCUCCGAUUACCAAUACACCAAGCGUAUUUUAGAUGAUUUGAUGGUCGAGGAAUAUUAUGCGAACGAUGGUCAUGUACUCG
This is a messenger RNA of Acaulospora morrowiae, 343 nucleotides long. NCBI's taxonomy places the organism in Eukaryota, Fungi, Glomeromycota, Glomeromycetes, Diversisporales, Acaulosporaceae. The record is from the annotation of a GenBank genome assembly.